CUCAGUUUGAUCAGCACUUGUUAUAUCAUAGUAUCACACCAACUGUUUACUUCCUUAUCAAAUCUUACCUUAUCAUUACGUCAAUUAUUAUACAACUAUUACUGAUGCAAAUUAUCGCACUGUUAUGAUAAAACAAUCAGUAUUGUGCCAAAGGUCGCCGCGAGCGGACGUGCGUGUAUGUUUGUUAAGCAAAGCGAAAAAUCAAAUAGAAAAUGUUCAAGAAUCCCAAUUACGUUUACGGUCCAAUGGACGUCCUUGUACCUUCAUCGUUGCAAUUUGGUGAAUUCCUAUUGAAAAGGAUGAUUGGAUGCAAAGGGAAGACCGCUUUUAUAAACGCAACCACAGAGGAGAGGACCACAUACGGAGAGAUAUGCCAAGAAGGAAUGAAUUUCGCUGUCUCACUGGUCCACCUGGGGCUUAGAAAAGGACAGACUGUGGCCAUAUGUUCAGAGAACAGAUCGGAAUAUUUCAAGGUCGUGCUGGGGGUGAUUUGCGCUGGUGGAAUCAUUACAACCAUGAACCCAGCCUAUGUGGAAGAUGAAAUCCGUCACGUUAUGAAAAUAACGAAACCGUCAUUCUUAGUUUGCUCACCGAACGUGUACAAAGAACAUAGCAGAACAUUCAAAAGCCUCGGCCAUAUUAAGAGGAUCAUCUUAGUCGGCAACGAGAAAAAAACGGGCACUUUAUCGUUUACCGAUAUAACGAUACCAGUUAAUAACGAUAACGAUAACGAAGAACGAGUUAUCGUUAAUGAUAGAAUCACGAGGAAUGUUCGUUACGAGGAAUUCGAACCAGUCGAUGUGAAAGGGCAAAUAGAUACUGCCUUCAUACUGUAUUCAUCAGGGACUACUGGUCUACCCAAAGGUGUGAUGCUGACUCAUCUCAAUCUCAUCAUAAUGUGCAGUUUUGCAUCAACGCUGGCUGAGGCCACCACUUUAACAAUAACACCAUGGUUCCAUGCCAUGGGUCUUGUGGGUAAGCUGAUCGAGCUGGCACAGAAUAGAACCGUUUUGUACUUACCCAAAUUUGAAGUCGACCUGUAUUUGAAGGCUAUUGAGAAAUAUAAGGUACAGAUAAUUGUUGUGGUACCACCGGUCCUUGUUGCUGUAUUCAAAGCUCCCAAGAAGUACGACCUCAGCUCCGUCCAAUACGUGUAUUCGGGUGCCGCGCCACUGCACAAGGACACCAGCGAUCUCGUCAAUAACACGUUCCCAAAUGCGCGCAUGGUACUUCAAGGAUACGGCUUAACUGAGAGUACGUUGGCGGUGUCGAGGGCCAAACCUGAUGUACCUCAGAAGGCGGGCAGCGUCGGCAGCUUACAACCUGGCCUUACUGUUAAGGUUGUAGAUAUCAAAACAAGGAGGCCCUUAGGCCCCAAACAGACUGGGGAAAUCUGUAUUAAGGGGCCGACCAUCAUGAAGGGCUAUGUCGGAAUAGAAAACAAGGAAGUUUUCGACUCGGAGGGAUUCUUUCACACAGGAGACGUCGGAUACUAUGAUGAAGACAGGGAUUUCUUUAUCGUCGAUAGACUCAAAGAGUUGAUCAAGUAUAAAGGAUAUCAGGUGGCUCCAGCGGAGUUGGAAGCUCUAUUACUGAAACACGAGGCGGUGGCAGACGCGGGUGUGGUGGGAAUUCCCGACGUAGCUGCCGGGGAAGUCCCGCUCGCAUUCGUAGUCACACAACCGGGCAAGAGAGUGACAGAGAAGGAACUACAGCAGUUCGUCGCAGAAAGGGUAUCGAACCCAAAACACUUACGAGGCGGAGUGCGUUUCAUCAGCGCCAUACCAAAGAACCCAAGCGGCAAAAUUCUCAGGAAGGAACUAAGAAAAAUGGCAAAACACGCCAAGAGCAAACUAUAAGAUUUUACUGCCCCGACAAAUGUUCCGUGCGAUCAUGAUUUUGUAGCACUUAACUUAAAUGACAUUUACAGGAGGGCUCUGCUUGU
Molecule: messenger RNA, 1945 nt
Organism: Chilo suppressalis (striped riceborer)
Lineage: Eukaryota; Metazoa; Arthropoda; Insecta; Lepidoptera; Crambidae
Source: the annotation of a GenBank genome assembly